Messenger RNA from Capsella rubella, 1042 nucleotides. RefSeq lists its product as uncharacterized. Gene Ontology annotation, molecular function: nucleic acid binding; zinc ion binding. NCBI's taxonomy places the organism in Eukaryota, Viridiplantae, Streptophyta, Magnoliopsida, Brassicales, Brassicaceae. The record is from RefSeq and is a predicted model, not a curated record. The transcript has 2 exons. Bases 12 to 872 code for a protein of 286 amino acids.
AGGAACCAAGAAUGGAUUCGGACCUCGAUGAGCAUGAUGAACCAAUGUAUCCAAGGCGUUUAGCUCCAAAUUAUCUUAAAUUCAUGAGAUAUAUGAGGACGACUCUUGAUACUCCAUUAUUCUCAGGAGGAGCAAACCCAUUCGAUGCUAAUGGAUGGAUCAAGCGGUUGGAAAGGAACUUCAUUACUUGUAAGUGUCCCCUAGAGUUUAAGAUGGAUAUUGCUGUGGGUUUCUUGGCUGGGGAUGCUUUGUUCUGGUGGCAAGAAGUUAACCGUGGGAGCAAUGUGAAGACAUGGACAGAGUUUGAAAUUGAAUUCAGGAAGCGGAAUCUUCCACCGGAGGCUAGGGAUUCCAUUGAGCUGCAGUUCUUUGAGCUAGUACAAAGGAGUAAGUCCGUUAGGGAGUAUGAGUCUGAGUUUUGGAGGCUUUUCUAUUUCCUUCUCGAAGAUUAUGACAAGGAGCAAGCUGAUAUUCGUAGGUUCAUAAGGGGACUGAGACCCGAGAUCCGAACAUAUCUAACCGGUAUAAAGUUUAAUCGGCUAGCAGAUGUUGUCCAAAAAGCUACUAUAAUAGAAGCAAACAUUCUAGAGGAGCAGGUUGCAACCUUCGCUUUGGGGAGUAAGGCAUUACAUCCAUCAUGCACUGACCAUGCAGGCAACUCUAGAAAGAACAAAUCCGGAAAGAAAAAGAAGUGUACAGCCUGCGGGGGACACCAUUUUGGACCAUGCUCAUCCGCUAAAGUUUGCUACAACUGUGGUAAUCUUGGUCAUAUUGCGCGAAACUGUAAGAAUGAUGAUGGAAAAGGAUCAGCUACAAUGCCUCCCACAAAGCGUCAAGCCCGCAAUGCAAUGGAUGCUUCUACUUCUUCUUAAUUCCGGUAACAAGAACCCGAUGCACGGGUAAUCUAGUGUAAAAUUCAAGCCUAAUAUAUAUAUUUUUGUUUGUACAGCGGCUAAUACUAUCGGCACUAUGACUAUAACUACCCUAUGCUACCUGCUUUUUGGCUUGUUUAUAGACUCCGUUCACUACCUUGUUUAUAGCC